AUGGCCGCCACAUUCGCUCCAUUCUUCUUCAACCUCGCCCAUUUCUUGAAAACCACCCCUACUACUGGUGGAUCCCAACACACCGGACGACCAAGCAACCAAGAACUCAUCAACAAAGUAAUGCAGUCCAACUUGCUAGGGCUCUAUCGCAACAUCCGGCAACUUUCCAUCUGCUACAAAAUGGAUAAUCAUGAUAUAGAACAGUUUCUCCGUGGUCGCGUCCCUUGCUAUCCAAGCAUGGAUUUCGUCUGCGCGAUUAACCUUGACCUUAAUGAAGUCACCAAGCUUUAUACAGAUGCCAACAGCCCUUACAAGUACGACGAUGCUAUUGAACAACGAAGAUAUGACAGGGCUGUCUACGAGAGUUGGCUUCUCUCUUUAUCUGUCGGGGAGCAUGAUCGCCUCAUUCAAGGACUUCUUAAGGUUCCGGCAUACAUUACUCGUCCCAAUGGACCCUCUAUCUACGCCGAGGAGGCUUAA
Molecule: messenger RNA, 480 nt
Organism: Hymenoscyphus albidus
Lineage: Eukaryota; Fungi; Ascomycota; Leotiomycetes; Helotiales; Helotiaceae
Source: the annotation of a GenBank genome assembly